Messenger RNA from Salvelinus sp. IW2-2015, 4346 nucleotides. Its product is annotated as homeodomain-interacting protein kinase 1. Gene Ontology annotation, biological process: peptidyl-serine phosphorylation; peptidyl-threonine phosphorylation; smoothened signaling pathway. Gene Ontology annotation, cellular component: nucleus; PML body; cytoplasm. Gene Ontology annotation, molecular function: protein tyrosine kinase activity; ATP binding; protein serine/threonine kinase activity. Lineage: Eukaryota; Metazoa; Chordata; Actinopteri; Salmoniformes; Salmonidae. The record is from RefSeq and is a predicted model, not a curated record.
CAAAGUGGCGUCAUCAUUUGUGCUGCUGGCAUAGUAAUACUAGUGAUGGAUCAUGGUCUCUCCUGGUGUUUUUGGAAUUAGUUUGUCAUUUUCUAGCUAGCUAGGUACCUCCGAAUUAUAUGAUGUCGUGUGAUAUCUCCGUAGCUAAUGUAACUAUGAUGUUCCGGUUGAUGAUGUGAAUGAUGUCGCGUCAGAGGAGAGAUCUCGAGGGGAGAUCUUCUGCAUGAAUCUCGCCGUAGCUGCAGCUAGCUAACACUUCAUUAGACCAAGAACAAUGUGGCCUGCUGUUUCGGGAAAACGAUCGGAACUGCGGGACUAAACCAAACACAGACAUGGCUUCCGAGCUCCAGGUGUUCUCCUCUCCCUCAAUCUCCUCCAGCGCCUACACUCGCUCCAAGAAACUGAAGGUAGAGAACAGUGUGUGGGAUGUGAGCAGCCAAGUGGGAGACAACAACAACAGUUACUACCAGCAGCAGGGCCCCAGCCAGGGCAAUGGAAACACAUCCUCCCCCUCUUUAUCAAGUUUCAACCCAGCAUACAACUCCUCCAACUCCAACCAGGGGUAUCCAUCAACGGGGGCAGGCUCCCGGGAGCAGACGGUCGUACGGGCGGCAGACAGCACCGGCAGCGUCCGAGGACCACCUUCCUCUUCAUCUUCCUCCUCUUCCACCAGUUGCCUUGUCAAAGAUGCRGCAUCAUCCUCCCAGCCAGGCGACCUAUACCAAAAUCAGUACGGUAACAGCCUGAAGAGGAAGAGUGAGGAGGUGGACAGCAGUGACAGUGUUCAGAUCCUGGAGGAGCUCUCGGCCCCUGUGCUCUGCAACCGCACAGCUGCUGGCGGGGGGACCACCACAGCCCAGUCCAUAGCACAUUCCACCUCCACCACUAAGAGUAGUACCUCCCACAGUGAGGGGGACUACCAGCUAGUGCAGCAUGAGAUCCUGUGCUCUGUGUCCAACAGUUAUGAGGUGCUGGAGUUCCUAGGGAGAGGUACAUUUGGUCAGGUGGCUAAAUGCUGGAAGCGUGGCACUAAUGAGAUUGUGGCCAUCAAGAUCUUGAAGAAUCAUCCCUCAUAUGUCCGGCAAGGUCAAAUUGAGGUGAGUAUCCUGAGCAGACUGAGCACAGAGAAUGCUGACGAGUUCAACUUUGUGCGUUCCUACGAGUGUUUCCAACACAAGAACCACACCUGCCUGGUGUUUGAGAUGCUGGAGCAGAACCUCUAUGACUUCCUGAAGCACAGCAAGUUCAGCCCGCUGCUACUCAAGUCCAUCCGGCCUGUGCUGCAGCAGGUGGCCACGGCCCUGAUGAAGCUGAAGAGCCUAGGUCUGAUCCAUGCUGACCUGAAGCCAGAGAACAUCAUGCUUGUAGAUCCUCUCAGACAGCCCUACAGGGUCAAGGUCAUCGACUUUGGCUCUGCCAGCCACGUCUCCAAGGCCGUGUGUUCCACCUACCUGCAGUCCCGCUACUACCGGGCGCCAGAGAUCAUCCUGGGCCUUCCCUUCUGUGAAGCGAUCGACAUGUGGUCUCUGGGCUGUGUCAUGGCUGAGCUGUUCUUGGGUUGGCCCCUUUAUCCCGGUGCCUCAGAGUAUGGUCAGAUCCGGUACAUUUCCCAGACCCAGGGCCUGCCUGCUGAGUACCUCCUGAGUGCAGGCACUAAGACCAGCCGCUUUUUCAACAGAGGCCCUGACUCUAGUUACCCCCUCUGGAGGCUCAAGACACCUUCAGAGCAUGAGGCAGAGCUGGGGAUAAAGUCAAAGGAGGCGAGGAAAUACAUUUUCAACUGUUUGGAUGACAUGAUGCAGGUGAGGGUGAACAUGACUAGUCUGGUGGGGACUGACGUCCUGGCAGAGAAGUCUGACCGGAGAGAGUUUAUUGAUCUGCUAAAGAAAAUGCUAACGCUGGACGCAGACAAACGCAUCACCCCCAUGAAGACCCUCAACCACCCCUUCGUCACCAUGACACACCUGCUGCACUUCCCUCACAGCUCACAUGUGAAGUCAUGCUUCCAGAACAUGGACAUAUGCAAGCGCAGGGUCAGCGCUUUCGAGAGUGGAAAGAAUCUGUUUUCUAGCAACAACAAUCCCAGUGCAGCUACAAACCUCACUGUUACAUUUAGCAGCCAGCACAACCAGAUGGCGUCCACCGGUGGCCAGUCACUGUCAGUGAGCAGCAACGUCCCUCUGCUGAACUACCAGCCGGGCCUGUAUCAGCAGGCUACUAUCAACAUCCCAGGUCUCCCCCAGCAGAGUGUCCCUCUGCAGACCAGACCCACCCAGCUAUGUGGCCAGGCUGAGCCUUUCCAGCAGACUCUCAUCGUCUGCCCACCCACCAUCCAGGGCCUCCAGACGUCCGGUAAACACUCUGGUUUCCCAGUGAGGAUGGACAACGCUGUUCCCAUGGGGCCCCAGAACCAGUCCACUCAGCCUCUACAUCUCCAGCCUGGAAUGCUCACACAGGCCUCCUGCAAUCCUUUGAUGGUAGCCACUCUGCACACCCCUGUGGCAGGAAUGGCCCCUCUGUAUUCGCUGCCCCUGGGCUGUGGGGCUGGAAGGCCUGGCCUGCUGGAUCAGAGCUCCACCAUGCUGCAGGGCUGGCCAGCAGGGACCCAGCAGAUCCUUAUCCCCUCCACGUGGCAGCAGAUGCCAGGCAUGGCCCUUCACAAUCCCAGCCAGAACCAGACACUGGUCCCUGACUCUCCCAUGGGAGCCCCUCUCUCUGGUGGAGACAGCUCAGGACAACAGGCCUCACACCGGAGGGGUCGUCAUGGCAGUCAUUACGAUYGCAUCACGCAGCAGGACCUUGCACUGGGGCGUCAAGCACCCACGGCCCCCUCCCAAGCAAGACCCCAGCAGGGGAAAGGGUGUAAGGCUCGACAUGCCGACAGUAGGGCCAGGCCUGUGUUGUCACUGGAGCAAGCUGCCUCUGUGGUCUACAACACCCCUGCCUUCAAUGGUGAUCCAAURGUCAUCUCUGAUACUCCCAGCCCCGCUGCCAGCAUUAUCACCAUCCACAGCGACACAGAGGAUGAAGAUGACAGGAAGUUCCCUGCUGCCGGCUCUGGUGUUAACCAGCGAGCCAAUGUGAUCAGCUGUGUGACGGUGCACGACUCGCAUGACUCUGACUCGUCGAUCAGCAGUCCCCUGAGCCCCAAGCGCCUUGCCACCAACUCCUCCUCGUCCCAGUCCUCCUCCAAGUCCCUUGCCAUCAUCCUGCCCUCAGUGAAGACUCAGUCUGGGGAGAGCGGGACCCACAAAUCAGAUCAACAUGUUAAUGUUUCUGGUAAGUCCAAGAAGGUGACAGCUCAGCAGUCCAGCAGGGCAGGAGGGGCCUCCAGCUCUGAUCGCCAUCAGAGGGCCACAACUAGCAGAUCUCAACCUCUCAACCUGAGUCAGGUACAGCAGUCUCUGAUGUCAUCAUCACAAGACAGAACAGGAGGCAACAGCAGCUCCUUGCGUCGUCAGCCCACCUACCCUCCUCCAGUCUCCUCCUACCGCUUGCAAGAGGCUUCCUCCAUCUUCACCUCUACCCCUAACCUGUACGCCUACCCUGCCUCUGCCGCCCUGGCUUCUGUCUCUCAGGCCAUGGACCAGCUCCACGCRGGGGGCUCUUCUAGACACGCCCGGCCCAGCGGGCCCUACUCCUCCCUGGGGCUCCUUCAUGCCCAGGGACAGUACCACCAGCAGCAGCAGCUGGCGGCCCAGCCUUACCCCAUCCCCCGGUCCAGCGCAGCGGCCUACCAGCUCAGCCAGAGGAAGCUCAGUCAGUACCCCUACCUGUGAGGAAUAGAGGCUGCCAUAGAAAUAGAAUAUCCUAGAUUCUAUUUCUGUGGAAAGAACAGCUAUCUAGUCCAGCGGAAGACCAAAUGGAGACCAAGACUAUAAAGGCACUGCACAAGUUUAGCACAGGCACUAUGAUACUUAAAUACCACUGAUAUUUUUAAAUGUGCAAUUUAGUAAAGCCUCGUUUAGAAUUAUUUUAACAGCUUUGUUCGCAAUGUCCUGAUUUGAAGUGGUAAAUAUUUUUCAUUCCCUGUUACUUAAAUGAAAUGCGCUUAUGUGCAAGAAAGUCCAAAAACAUUUCUCCUAUGUAAAGCCAGUAUUUUGCUAUCUUUGUUUUUAGAAUAUUAAGCUUAUAAAAGCACUAACCGUGUGUCCUUUGUCGUUAUCAUGACAUUUUAUUUCCAUGUACUGCAGCUAAUCAAAUUGUACUAGAAUUAUAAGACGGUCCCUUUUUUAUUUAUUUGUUUUUAUCAUUAUUUUGAAUGUCUACGUAUUGCAAAUAACGCUGAACAGAGUUUCUCUGUUUCCCGUGUCUGUUGUAAAAGAAUACAGAUAAAAUAAUAAGUU